AUCGCACCACCUUAUCGCUGCCAUGUUUGAAUUCUGGUCGCGAACAGGAAUUAUUGCCGUAUAGAAGCUGGUCUCUGGCUAGUUUACUGUUUUGUGCCGCUUUAGAGGCGAAACAAUAGGUAUUCAAUGUAAUCGUCACUUUUAUGCUCAGACUUUAUACUCAAAGCGCUGUGCACCAUGUCAGCCAACGAUGAGGAUUAUGACUUCGAUGAAUAUGACAAACCUGGUGCUGAGCGUUUCCGCAGACGGAGGGGUGGACAAGAUGAUCUAGAGAGUGAUUUGGAAGAAGAUUUGUUAGAAGAGGAUUGGCUGUCAACUAAAAAGAAUCCAUCAGAAGUGUCAGAUGAAGAGCUGAAUGAUGACCUCCUACAAAGUGAUGAUGAGGAUGUAAAUAUGAGUGGUCAGGAUGUGAGCUUCAAUGCCCCGUACAACUCGGCCACAUCCUUUGACGAGCAGGAACCAAACUACACAGAUGAUGUUGUGAACCUGGGUGCAGAGGGCUGUGAAGAAGGGGAUGUAGAGGCGGGGUACCAGCAAGAUGGGGAAGAGAGGUAUGUAGAGGAAUACAGCCAGGAUGACAACGCAGGGAUGCCUGAAGACCAAAUGGAUUACACUGGAGAGCUAGCUGAGUGUGAAGAUGGCUGCCAGGAUGAAGUGUUAGACAUCCAAAUCAAUGAGACCAUAGAUGGUGAAUUUCAAAAUGAAGACGAUUACAAUUACUAUGAUGAUGAACCUCUGGAUGAACAUGGUGUUCAUCAGGAGGAGGCAGAAGGAGAAGAGCAGCAGCAAGAAGAAGAGGAGGAGGAGGAGGAGCAGGAGGAGGAGGAGGAAGAGACUGCAGAGAGCGCUCAGGUCUUUGACACAAAGGAGGUUGAAAAUGCAGCUACCCCUGAAAAAGAAACAAAGGAGGAAUCGGAUGAGGAGGAUGAGGAAGAUGAAGAGUCUGGUCGCAUCCGGUUCAAAUCCGAGAGAAAGGAUGGUGUUGUCAUGCGGCCAGUUGAUGCAAGCAUUAAAAGGAGGAAUAUUCCUGAAACACUAGAACUGUCAGACAAAGCCAAGCAAGACCUGAAGGAGUUUGAGGAGCAAGAACGGCAGAAGAGACAAAACCGUUUCAUGGGCCAGGGUCGAGGAGGCGGAGGACGAGGCAACAGAGGAAGAGGAGGCUUCCCAGGCUUUGGAAUGGCAGAUUUUAGAGGAGGACACAGAGGACGAAUGAAUGAGCAGAGGCUUCCCCUGAUGGGAAACAUGGGCAUGCAGUCAUCUCGAAUGCCUCCUCCCCAUCAGCACCAGUUGCAGUCUCAGCAGCACCACUCUUCGCAUGCAAGAGGACCUCUUUCCUUCCAAGAACACGGGCGUCCACUGCCCCAGCAGCCCCUUCAGCCCCUCAUCCCUCCACACAUGUCUCACCGCUCCCUGCCAUUGCGGCCCCAAAUGGAUUCGCCAGCUCGGAUGAUGGGCUCCCCUCCACCCAACUUCCCCCAGCAUCAUCAGGAGCAGCCUCCACAACCCAGACACAUCUAUAUUAACCCCCAUUUUAGAGGGCCUAUGUCAUCCUCUGUACAGGUGCCCUUGAUGCCUCCUGUUCAGAGCCAGCCCAGACCUGCUGUGGGUCCUCAGAGGUUCCCCGGACCGGGAGACUUCCAGCAACACUUGCCUGGUAAUUUUGGUCAGCCCCAUCGGCCACCUCAUCACAUGGAACCCUAUAGGAACCAGCCACCUCAAGGCCCCCCGAACAGAGAGCCGCUCUUUAUGGGAGAUCGCACAGAGUCGGCACGCUUUCCAGGGCAGCACAUGUUUGAUCCCCACAGCAACAACCUCCAUCAACAGCAGCAGCUGCCCGGCCAGGGCCACAUGGGCUUUAGCCCAUCAGGACCAACUUUUAACCAGCCAGGCCAGAGCCCAGUCGGGCUGUUUUCAAGAGAACCCCCAAGACCCAACAUCCCUCCCCACCAAGGUCACGAGGGGUUGGUCGGCUUGAAUCAACAAGGUGGCUCGUCUAACCAUCCCAGGCCUUUCAUGAGCCCCCGUCAGCAGUUUGGCCAACAGGGAAACCUGUUCCCCCCUCCGCAGGUUCCAUUUGGGAUGCAGGUACGCAUAAGAGGUUUAAUGCACAGCUCUCCUGUAUCCCAGCUUCCGCAUCACAACCCACUGCCAUCCCAUCAGACCAUGCAGCAGCAACACCAUCGGCAGGAGUUACCCCAUCAUCAACAGCUAAGUCUCAAUGAGCCUCGUCCCAUGAUGCACCAUAGCCAGACUCCCUUCCAUCAACAGCAUGCGCGUGGUACCCCCAGGCUGAUGACACUCCGCCCUCAGAACUCCCUGCAGCGCAACAUGUCCAACAGGCAGAGGCUGAACACACCUGUUUCCAAGCAAUUGCAGCAGCGCAACAGCAACUUGCGCGAGCUCCCUGUAGCACCUAGCAACACAGACAUGAACAGUGCCCGCCCAGCCACCACCCCCUCCUCCCUAGCCAACAACAUCAGGCCUGUUGCCAAGGCAACACAGGGGGUGCGUCCUGGGCAGAACACCGAGCCGGAGUGUGAUGGUGGCAAAGGAGGAGGCCAAAGUGUUGCCAAGAAUCAGUCGCUUGGGGGAGCAGGCAGGGCCGUGGUUCACAAGGAAAUCCCAAGCACACCAACUAGCACGGCACCAGAGGUCAGCACACCAGCCAGCACAGCACCGGAGGACCCUGAUGAGGAUGAGGAGACGCAGCAGUAUCGUAUGAAGAUCGAGGAGCAGAAACGUCUGAGGGAGAUGAUUCUGAAGAGGAAGGAGAUGCGGCGGCAGAUGCAGGCUGGUGUCAGAAAAAAGGAGCUACUGGAAAGACUCAAUUCCCAGACAAACACUCAGAGCCAGGGCCUCGCUCCUGCACAGAUUCAACCUGAGCAAAAAAAUCAGCAGAUGCCACACCCUGCAGAAGAGCAGCAGCCAGAACAAAAACAGCAGCAGCAGCAGCAGCAAUUACAACCACUUCAGCAGAAGCCGUUUCCACAGAGAACACAACAAUCAUUAAAUCAAUUAUUAAAGAACCCUAAUCAAGGUACACACAUCCCUCCCAGUGGCACAACUCAGACCCCUACGCCACGUACCAGUGUCAAGACACGCCUGCAGAUGGUAAAAGGAAGCCCUCAGCAGCAACAGACUGGGCCUGGCCCAGACCAACAGUGGAAGCAACCCCAACAAAAUCAGCAGCAGUUCCAACAACGAAGGAGCAGUUCUCUGCAGAACAUAAACAGACCAGGCACUCAGAUCCUGGGCAGUCAGAUCCAGUCCACUCAAAAGAACAUACCUUUAACUGCUUCAGCGAGCCCUGGCCCGGCUCAGAAUCAAGGACUUAAACCCGGGGCCAAAAGAACUGUGAUGCAUCGGUCCAAGAGUGUCGAAGGCCACCAAGUGCCACAAAAAGUCAGAGUUGUUAAACUUUCAGGAGCGAGUGGAAAGGGACCUGAGACCACUUGCACCCCAGUGCAGCAACAAGGCACCUGGCUGGCAUCGCUGCUCAACCAGGGCAUCCAAAGGAAGGUUACCAUGCCAGGACAGCAGCAACAGGGACUGGGUGCAGCACCACAGGCUAGCCAAGGAGGCAUGGUCAACCCACAGCAAAACAGGGUUGUCAUGUCAGGUAGAGGUAGAGGGAGCGGUCAGAUGGGUCGAGGUCGUUCGAUGUCCGCCAGACCGAGCCAAAGAAGUGGAGAGAAAGAGCGCUGCACUGUGUCCAUAGAGGGCCUCUCUUCAUCCACAACUAACAUGCAGCUGCAAAACCUUCUCCGGUCCAUUGGCCCCAUAGAGAUGUUCACAAUGAUGCCCCAGCAGAGGAAAGCAAUUGCCAAAUUUACCUGUCCCCAGCAUGCAGCAAGUUUUCAGAUGAGCUUCCACAGGCAUAUGAUUGAUUUAUCCCACAUUGACGUGUCACUGAUUGAUGGAUGAAGAGCACACUUGAGCCAGCGUGUCCUGCUACGGGAAGUCACUUUCUUCUGAUGGGGUGGUAUCCUGUGCACAGCUCCAGCUCAGCAUAGGAAUAUGUCUUCAGCUCUUUGGGGUCACUCACAGUGAACGUCUCUGCACAGAAACAUUUCUCAUCAGUUGUGCCCAGUAUGCUUGAACAGUGAAUACAAAGACAUCAGUAAAAUGAGACCGCAGAGACACUGGACAGUUAAUCUGACGAUGAUGUGGUUUGUGGAGAAUCUUUUUGUACAUCUAAGUAGAACUUAUCAUAAGAUAAUGGUUGCUCCCCACCUCAGAAAGAUUCAUAAUGACAACUGUUUUGCUAUAAAAUUAAUAUUUUGGCUGUUUGAGGAUUGCUGUGGCCAGCCUUUCCAUGUGGGAUUUUUCUUAUUAGUGCUUCUUCCUUUCUGUAGAUGGCAGCAUUGCAUCGCUAUUGGGGCUUUUUUCCUUCUUAAUUCAAGUCAGUGUUCAGGUAGAGAUGAGUCUCCAGUCUUCAGCUGAAUGGCACUACCUAGUGGAGAACUUGCAUAAGGGCACAGAUGUUGCUUGGUGUGAUGAUUUAACAUUGGACAUUGCCGAGAUUUGAACCAAACUGGCAACAUGAAUACAUUUUUAUUUGAUAUCAGUGCUGUUGGGAGUUGUGAAAUUGUUAUAUAGGUUUUGUGGUGCUUUAAUCUCAGCUUGUUCAGGUCCUCUCCCUCAUUGAAGUUAGCUAAAAUAUCGACUUAAAAUUUACAACAAAGGGGCAGCGUUGAAUGACCAAGCAAACUGUUAGCUGGAAUGCAUUUUGGAAAAGUCUUCCUUCCCUUUUGGGUGUAUAUAUGUAGUUGUAUGUCUGUUUAUGGAGCAGUUAGACUUAGGUUCUGUGUUUUUAAAGGUCUGUGUGAUAGUUUUUUGUUUUGUUUUUUUUUUAAUGAUGACACCUGUUGGGAAUUUAAUUAGCUUUUUUUGGUAGGUCUGAGAAUUGCUUGCAGUUCUCUUCAGGGUUUACCAAUUUCUGUAAUUGUUUUUAGCCAUUAUAUCCAUUUUAUUUUCUCCAGUCUGAAUUAAUCAGUCUGAAUCUGGGUGAAUGUCAGUUAAAAUGUGGUGCCUUAUCACUGAGUUGCAUAGUGUAACUGGAAUAGCACUUUGAAUAAAAGGCUUUACACUGAGCUGAUAAUGUAGUGGUGGUCCCAAAUGCUGAAUUCCCCUUAGUAUAAUGUAGACAUGUCAUAUAUGGUGAUCUUUAAAGUAAAAUAUUAUUUCUACAAAAUGUCUUCAGAAAACUGUGGUAAAUAGUAAAUAAGUAGAGGCCGCUGUCACUAAUGCAACACUUGGGUUUUGUCCGGUCCUUUCGCCCUCAUUCGAGGAAUGCUAUCACAUCAUAGAAAAUUUUGGAUGCUAACAUUUUAUUAACUUCAUGUCUGGCAUUCAGUUGGAUUUCAUGAGACAUUGAUAAAUACAGCAAGUAAAGCUCACAUUCUUUCCCCAUAAUCCCAUGACUCACUCAACAUUUUGUCAGUUUUGUAAAGAAAAAGAACAUCUUUUAUCUAUUUUUACUUUUAACUUCGUCUGUUUUGUGAGCAUAAAUUGUAGGUAUAUGACAUAAGAAGGUGAGGGGGCAACCAUUAUCUGUGCGGUGAUUGUGUACAUAAGUAGACCAGAUCUUUCUCUCUGUGUGUUUAUCCUAUUAUAAUUCCUUUGAGUUUUCCUUUACUCAUGUUGUAUCACAGUUUUAUAUGUAAGAAUAUGCCGACAUGUCCAGCCAUAAUUCAAAGUGUUUUGGAAUUAGAGGCAAAAGUGACUGGACCAGAUUUCUGUUUAUAAAACAAAACGUUUAGGGGGGAAAAAGAAAAUAAAAACAUGGCCACUAUACCAUGAUCAUGCAGGUAUGUGAAGCCAGUCAAACUUUAGUCCAAAGAUGUGUGGUUGUGUGUGGUGUCCACGUGUUUGGUGCCUUCAACAUGAAACGUCUUUCUUAUUUGUGCCACAUUUUCUUCAUUUAACCUGUCACUUCCUGGGUGCUCAACUUGUAACAAAUCACUUACUUUUAAAAACUAUUUGCUAACUUGGGAUUAAAGUGCAGUUCCUGAGUAA
Messenger RNA from Monopterus albus (swamp eel), 6021 nucleotides. RefSeq names its product RNA binding motif protein 33a (gene rbm33a). Bases 178 to 3927 code for a protein of 1249 amino acids. Lineage: Eukaryota; Metazoa; Chordata; Actinopteri; Synbranchiformes; Synbranchidae. The transcript has 19 exons. Gene Ontology annotation, molecular function: RNA binding. The record is from RefSeq and is a predicted model, not a curated record.